UUUUUAGAAUAAAAAUAAUCCCUUUCAGAGGACACCGCAUGUCUCCAAUGAUCACUUCAAACUCUACCCCUGACACCGAAGAAGAAAGACAAGGCUCAGAGAGGAACACCCUGCUAAAGCGCCACAUCGUGAAAUGGACUGGUAAAGAUUACAUAUUCCUGGUCCAGUGGAUGCUAAUUAAGUUCGGUCAUGGGAUUGAGAUCUACCUGCCCGGUAUCAUAACCCAGCAAGUUUCUUGUGAGAUGGACAUUUCCCCUCUUGGCGAGUCUGUCCUGGGGGUAAUUCUUUACGUUUUCAUGGCUCUAUCCACGUUAAUCUCCAUGCCCCUAGCUAAGAAGCUCGGUAAUAAGUUCGUGCUCUAUCUCUCACUUUACUCCUCAAUUAUUUUCGCUGUGGUAUGUGCGAUUGUUCCUAACUAUUGGACACUGUUAAUUUCCCGGGCACUCACUGGCAUCUGUGUUGGUUUAACUGCCGCAACAUCAGGGGUGUAUUUCACCCAGAAUGUGUCCUCUAUUGAAAUCGUUCCUACUGGAGCUUUUCUACAAGGAUUUGCCAUUGCCCUGGGAAGUACCUGGAUAGGUUUUCUAGGGUGGUGUCUGCUGGAUCUGAUAAAUUGGCGUGAGUUUAUUCUGUGUACCUCAAUCCCUUGGUUCAUACCGCCUAUAAUCAUACUGCACUGUAAUCUAGAAAAAUCGGACAGCCACGAAGAACAAUUAGACACUGAUUCUCGGAAAAAGGAGCAUUUUAAGGAGCCUACAGACUUUAACCUACGUUUAUGUAAAGGGAGUCUGUUUAUUGGUCUGCUAAUGGUGUUUGGGUACGGCAGUAUUCUUUUAGUACCAGAACUUAUGAAAUCCAACAAUUUCGAGAAUUCUGAGAGCCCGCUAAAUUCCACUAUAUUAGAAUAUGACCCCUGCCAGGGUGUGGUUCACGGAGCAGAGUAUCUCGUAAUAGCAGCUAUUUCCGGAGGCUCACAGUUCUUUGGACGUUACUUCGGGUUUCUUCUCCGGAAGUGCUUUAAGUUCAGAGUCCUUCAGUCAGUUAUAGGAGCACUCACUGCUAUAAGCUGUGCGGUCGUGUUGUUCAAACCAGGCUUGUGGGUUCAAUAUACCUGCAUGGGCAUUGCUAAAAUGGUUUACGGAAUGCAAUCCACAGAAUCCCUUAUCCUCCUGUUGGACGCUGAGUAUUUUGGCUCGGAUGGCCUAGCAGCAAGCAGCACCCUAAUGUUUACAGUUGCGUAUGUUGGUGGUAUCGGUGGGGUGGCUCUGGCGUCCUUCCUGAACCCUUACACAACUACCUUGCUGUGUGUUGUUUCCAGUUCACUGUUGGUGUGUGUUGUUCUGUCCAUGACUGGAGUACAGCACUGAAUCUGUUAUAUGAUUUGUUGAGUUUAAAUAUGUAGACGAGAGUCAGCACUAUAAUCAAAACUGAUAGUUUUUUUAAUUGUGAGAAAUAUGUAUUUUUAAAAGGAGUGAAAUAGAUAAUGAAACUGAGGGCUGAAGGUUCAUUUGUUAAUUGGGCUAGCCGCGAUAUAAAGGAAAACUCAAUUUAUUUACAAAUCUUUAUCAACAAUUACCAAGUUUAAUUUAUUUAAUAGAUAUGUAUUUAA
Bolinopsis microptera is the source of this 1609-nucleotide messenger RNA. RefSeq names its product gentisate transporter-like. NCBI's taxonomy places the organism in Eukaryota, Metazoa, Ctenophora, Tentaculata, Lobata, Bolinopsidae. The coding region runs from base 39 to 1367 and encodes 442 amino acids. Gene Ontology annotation, cellular component: membrane. Gene Ontology annotation, biological process: transmembrane transport. The record is from RefSeq and is a predicted model, not a curated record. The transcript has a single exon. Gene Ontology annotation, molecular function: transmembrane transporter activity.